AUGGGACUGGCGCUGUACCAGCAGCAGAGCAUGCAGUUCGCUCUCGCUCAGCAGCAAUGGGCCGCUUGCAGCGGAAUGCUGUGGCCUGGAGCCAUGUCCAUGCCACUGGUGCCUCCGCAGGCGGACACGUUUCAGAUGGACCCGCGUGGUAUCUCGAUUGCCGCAGCUCUUCCGGGCAAGCGGCUGACAGCAUCCGCCGGGGCCAGCGUUAGUGGUGGGGCAGGCUCCUGCCAGCUCAAGGCACGGUGGCGAUGGGGAGCAGCUCUCGCGGCCAGGCCUGGUGGAGGACCACCCGCGCCCUCUGCGCCCGCAGGCGCUGAGGUGCUCGAAGCUCGUGAAGUCCGUGGCGGCCCGCGCGAGAGCGAGCGCGCAGCCCGGAGGGCCCCCUGCCCGCCUCGGUGGCUUCGUCGGAGCCCCGGCGCCCGAGAGGCUGGAGGGCGGCGCGUGGGAGGCGCCGCGGUCGGGCGCGGGCCCGUUCCUGCUCGGGGAGCUCGCGGCGCCGAGCGGCGUGCGGUGGGCCUACCCGCUGCGGGACGAGUCCCGGCGCAGCUUCGCGGGGCACCUGCCCCGCCCCCUGCCGGCGGAGGUGUGCGCCGCGUAUUUCGAGGAUCGAUCCUCGGCGGUGUUCAGUGGAGCCAGCCCAUGGGCAGGAUCGGGCCGAUCCCUAGGAAGACUGCGUGGUUGGUCAGCGCGGGUUGCCAGUGCGCCUACAGGUACGGGAGCUUGGAGGUGACUCCCCAGGAGUUCCCACCCUGGAUGUUGGGUCUGAUGCGGCAGGUCAUGCCACUCUGCGGCUUGGCCGGGCCAGAGGACUUCCCAAAUUGCUGCAACCUCAACUUGUACGAGGGAGGCGGCAACUCAGUGGGUUGGCACUCGGACGACGAGGCCCUCUUUCAGGGGAAAUUCUCAGAUUGCCGCAUCAUCUCCCUGUCGCUUGGCGUAGCGCGCAGAUUCGAGUUGCGCCUGAACUGGCCAGAGCCUGGUGAGAGAGCCACGGUGUAUUUCUUGGCCCUGCGCGUCUCGCUGGGCGACGGUGAUCUGUGCACCAUGGAAGGCAUGACGCAGAAGCACUUGCAGCAUCGGGUGCCCGCGGAGACAAAUGUGAGCGGUGCCCGCAUCAAUCUUGGAGUCGUGAGCGUCUGCAACCUCAGAAGAGUCCUGAGUCAGAGGUAUGCCUCGAAUCUGCUGCAAGCUCGAUCCUUAUCUGCCUGUUCAAAGCAAACCUGUUGCGCUGCCGGGAAUGUCUGG
Messenger RNA from Prorocentrum cordatum, 1248 nucleotides. NCBI's taxonomy places the organism in Eukaryota, Dinophyceae, Prorocentrales, Prorocentraceae. The record is from the annotation of a GenBank genome assembly.